AUUAUCUUAUAGUUUUUACUGUACAAAAUGUUGAACAUAGCAAUCAUAUCCAUGGCUCGUGCAACCAAUGCUUCCUCCCCUAUCUACCACCACAAACUCUUCAACUUCUCCUCUACCCAUUCACCCAUUCCCCACACCCUCAACUUCCCACUCACAACAACAACCAGUUCCUCAAAACCCCUCAUUCUAAAUCCCCAGUUACUCAACCCUCCUUCUUUCAAACUCCACCCUCUUCACCCACCAUCAUUUUCCUUACAUCAAUUCGAAUAUACUGAAGAAGAAGAAGAAAAUGAUCCUAAAACUGAAACUAAAACCUCACCGAAUUCAGACCCAAAAUCGUCGCAAUCAAAGAGACUCUUUGUUGGUAACUUGCCAUUUUCAUUAUCUUCUUCCCAAUUGGCUCAACUCUUUGUAGAAGCCGGAAACGUUGUGUCUGUAGAGAUUGCGCAUGAUGACAUUGGGGAUAGAAGCAGAGGAUUUGCGUUUGUUACAAUGGGGAGCGUGGAGGAUGCUGAAGAAGCAAUUCGAAUGUUUGAGGGCACUAAUGUUGGAGGUAGAGUUAUUAAGGUAAACUUCCCAGAAGUGCCUAGAGUAGGCAAAAGUGCAAAAAUGGGCUCAAACUAUAGAGGUUAUGUAGACAGCCCUCACAAAAUCUAUGCCGGAAACCUCGGUUGGGAUAUGACUUCCCAGGAUCUUAGAGAAGCCUUUGCUAAGCAGAAAGGCUUACUGAGUGCCAAGGUUAUCUAUGAAAGGAACACCGGAAAAUCUCGCGGAUAUGGGUUUGUUUCGUUCGAAACUGCUGAGGAUGUAAAAGCUGCUUUGAUUGCUAUGAACGGCGUGGAGGUACAAGGCCGGCCUUUACGAAUGAAAUUGGCUCUUGAUAAUAAGAAGCCUUUAUCGCCUCCGGUAAUUGAUUAAAAUAAAGGAAGUAAUGUUGAUAGCUUGAAAAUGCUGUUUGGAAUAAACAAAUGAGGUACAUAAGUUAUGGCUUUUCCACCCUUUGAAUACUCUUCAAUUUUGUCCUAAGUGGUCUCUCAUGUCAUAUUUUUCUGUCAAUUACUAAUCACAUUGGCAUACACUAACUACAAGAUCAACGUCAAUUCUUUUGAUAUUGUAAUGAUGGUAAGGGACCAGAACCCAGUUCCUCUACAACCGACUUUACUGUGCAGUCCGACUGAAGACCAACCGACAAUAACGAUCUCCUGUUGACUGCAUUGUAAAUCCCUAGUCCACAAUAUUAUGUUAGUAGUCCUCCAAAAAGUAAUGAAUGUAGAACGGUAAUCAUGUUUAUUUUGCUCUUCAAAGAUAUAUUUGAUCUACAUUAGUCUUUCAUUAAGCAUCCACAUCAAUUUUUUUCUUCAAUAGUUUUGAUGUCAUCUUAGGGAGUAGCUGACAAAAGAUAUAUUGUUACAGGUUGAUUUUGAUGUUUGAUGAACCUUUGAAAACCAUUUUCAUAUGUUUAUGAUUGAAAGAAAUGUUAUAUUCAUGAACAUGAGAGUUCUACUGUUUUUUAUGAACGCGAGAAAUUGUGUUAGUUGAAUAAAUUGAAUAUCUUUUGCGCUCAUCUCAAAAGACUAAUUUCUCGAGUCGGAGAAGGGCACAAUGUAAGGCAAAGAAAAGGUGUGACAUCCGAAUUUUUUUUCUUCUCAUACACACCUUUAGGGAGGGGCGAAGUUAGGUUGGGUAAAAUAAAAACCAUUGAGCCAUUCAGAUAAAGCUGAGAAAAUUUUCUUGUAUUGAUUCAAAUUUAUUUAACUUAUUUUGAUUAAUAUGCAGUACCUGAAUCAAAUCAAGUUGCGCUUUUUCUUUUUUCUGAGUUGGACGCUAAUCAGCUACAUCUCUGGAGCACCUAUGAGCCACAAAUUGCCUCUAAUCAAAGCCAUAAACCGACCAUAAUGUCUCAUAAUGUCGCUUGCCAAAUAAAUAUCAAACUCCCCUUUGAUUUCUUAUUCCUGCCCAUCAACACGAAGGGGCUAAAGAAGGAGAAAAGUAUCUUCAACCAAGUAUCUUCAACCAUAAUAACAACACAACCUAACUAAAAUAUUGUGGAACAAAUUCCAAAAGCAAAAUAACAAUUGUUCGGUUUAUAAAUCAGAUAUUUGCAAUCAAGUCAGAGAAUAAGGUUUUGUUAUAGUGGAACAAAUUUAUGGCAUGGCGGAGAGGCAGUAGAUUUGUAAGGAUAGGACUUCAAUGCGUAAGCCACAACUUAAAUUUGUGGCUGAAUAAAAAGUUGCUUCCUCCCGAAGAGGACAAGUGGAUAUGUAGUAAUUAUUAAAUUGUUUUUCUUCACCCACCUCCUAACCUUCUUGCCCACCUCUGGUGAAUUUACCACACUACC
Messenger RNA from Vicia villosa (hairy vetch), 2338 nucleotides. RefSeq names its product RNA-binding protein CP33, chloroplastic-like. Gene Ontology annotation, molecular function: mRNA binding. The transcript has 4 exons. Gene Ontology annotation, cellular component: cytosol. The record is from RefSeq and is a predicted model, not a curated record. Bases 28 to 918 code for a protein of 296 amino acids. NCBI's taxonomy places the organism in Eukaryota, Viridiplantae, Streptophyta, Magnoliopsida, Fabales, Fabaceae.